ACAUCGGAAAUCUCUAGGCUCUUCAGUACGUCAUACGAUAAAUAAUCUUAGCACCAUAUUGUCAACAUAAAUUUAUGAUCGAUAAAACGAGGGAAAUGUCACUUAUGUUUGUCAAAGCAAGUUAAAUUGGUUUGUAAAUAAACGUGAAAAUGACAGCAGAUUUGCCAGGCAUUUCUUACAUGGCCUUGUACAUUAUUUCUAUGCACUUAGUCAACAGUAACACGCGGGUCGGAUCAAAUCACUGGAAGCUAAACGUUGAUGAAGGAAAGGUAGUGCAAGCUUCAGAUGAAGUGUCGGACUCACAAAAUCAGGAUGAUUUAAUGAAUAUUCUUACAGAUAAAGUAUAUGAAAAUGGCGAGUGGAAGAUAGAGAAACGAAAGAAGUGCUCUAAAUGUGAACAAAAUAAAAAUGAUGAGAAGAUGAAACAAGACCAGAAGGAGAAAUUAAAAGACCAGCCAAAAGAGAAACAGAAACCUUCAAUAACCUGCGGUAAACCUGUCAAUACAACACAGUACGAUCAUUUACGUGGUAUAGCCAAUCGGAAUGAUCAUAGCCAUAUCCCAGAACCAGAAGUUGCCCUUAUAUUUAAAAAGAAGGGAAGUAGAAAUUCAGAAGUAGAUAUGAAUACUUUGGAGGAAAAGUUAAAGAAAAAUUUAAAAGAGAAACCAAACUCUGUAUCAGUUUACAACCAAAUUGGUAAUUUCUGGAGAAUAAAAGGCAACACACAGGAAUCUAUUGAAUGUUUCAGAAAAGCUUUGUCCAUUUUACCAAACAAUGCAGAAGUUCUCUUAAAUCUAGCAAGAGUUCUGUUUAAUCUACAGUAUUUAGACGAUGCUAUAUUUCUAACUAGACGUUCUCUUGUUAUGCAGCCAACCAAUCAAAACUCAUGGCUUCAACAUUUUACACUAGGCGAAAUAUUGAAAGCCUAUGGACAUAAUCAGGAGGCAGCUUUGCAUUUCAGGCAUGCGAUAGACCUAAAUCCAGGAUUUCAACCUGCUAUUGCUAAUUUACGAGAAAUGGAAGGAACUCCUAGUCCUUCUGUUACACAAUAUACAUUGUUUAUUAUUUUGCUGCUGGUUUUAGGGGUACUAUUUGGGGUAAUUACUUCUAUUGAAGCCAAUUUUGAUGAUUCAUCGGAAGUGAAAACUCAGCGACAUUUUAACAGAGCUAUGGCAAUGAGAUCAAUUAAACUUGGAAUUAAUCCAAAACUAAUUCGUAUGAGAAAAUUAAACUGUUGAUUGUAACUGCAAUAAUCCACCUGUAUCUCCCUACCCACAGUGAUAUUAAAAGAUCAGCGUUA
Molecule: messenger RNA, 1300 nt
Organism: Mytilus trossulus (common blue mussel)
Lineage: Eukaryota; Metazoa; Mollusca; Bivalvia; Mytilida; Mytilidae
Exons: 3
Coding region: 150-1238 (362 amino acids)
Biological process (GO): actin filament polymerization
Cellular component (GO): cytoplasm; actin cytoskeleton
Molecular function (GO): protein binding
Source: RefSeq, a predicted model, not a curated record